AUGUACGGAGAUCAGGCCAAUAAGUUAGUAGCUGACGCAAAGAGGUUUUCCAACUUACCUAGCGUUCCCAUCUACCAAGCUGACUUGGUCAAGGACAUUGUUAAGGAGAUCAACGAUUUGAACCGAGAUGCCGAAUAUUUGUCAACAAUCAGUGAUAACCUCAGGGAUGAUGAAGAAGAAGGCAGUUCCACGCAACAGGAAGAGGACUACAAAAUAAACCAGUGCCAAACGUUUGUGACACAUCUAUCUAUGCGGAGGAAUAAGCGAUGCUUAUUAGCAUAUGAAAAGUUGCGAAGUGACAAGCUCAUUGAGUUUGCGUGGUUAAACAUCGAUCCAGCAGAGUCGGUGACUCAAACAGCCGCAUCAUCAACUGACGCAACAACAAAUGCAGGGACCGCAUCCCUUCCAAAUAGCAAGGCACUUCUUCCACAGUCGAAAACAAUUCCCAAUUACACUACACAAUUAGACUUGAACAAUUUGAACCACUUUGAGCAAGAUUUCUACAAGAAUUAUCAAAAUCUAAUAACAAAUUAUAAACUGAAAUUUGGUGAAUACUUGGACUUGACAAGUGAUUUGGAACCGCCAACGGAUAUUUUUAUCGACGUGAGAUGCUUGAAAGACGGUGGUGACGUCACAACUGAAUAUGGCUCUUUCAAUUUGAUAAAAGAUUCUCAAUUUUAUGUAAGGAAAAGUGACGUUGAACGAUUGAUCCAACAAGGUUAUUUAGAAGAAAUAUAG
Molecule: messenger RNA, 738 nt
Organism: Lodderomyces margitis
Lineage: Eukaryota; Fungi; Ascomycota; Pichiomycetes; Serinales; Debaryomycetaceae
Gene: PSF1
Product: DNA replication protein
Exons: 1
Coding region: 1-738 (245 amino acids)
Biological process (GO): DNA replication; DNA strand elongation involved in mitotic DNA replication
Cellular component (GO): GINS complex
Source: RefSeq, a predicted model, not a curated record